AUGCUCUCAUUUGGUUUAACAAUAAUCCGACAUGGGGAGACCGUCUACAACAAGGAUGGACUACUACAAGGGCAGUCAAUAGACUCUCCACUGUCUGAGACGGGGAUGCGCCAAGCUGAAGCCGCAGGACAAUACCUCAAAGACGUAAAAUUUACCAACGUAUUUGUCAGUGAUAUGAACCGGGCCAAACAGACGGCUGAAAUCAUUUUAAAGAAUAACAGGACCUGCUGUGGCAUAAGUAUGGAUAUUAACCCAGCGCUGAAAGAACGGAGUUUUGGGAUUGCAGAAGGGGGGCGGAUGGAGGACAUGAGGACCAUGGCCAAAGCAGCAGGACAGUCAAUGCUGGAGUUCACCCCCCCAGAGGGAGAAACAAUGGAGCAGGUGAAACUACGGAUCGGACAAUUCCUUAAGGACAUGUUCAGACGCAUCCUGGAUGACCACAGGGGCAAAGCUCAACCAGACAGCGGCGCGGCUGCGCCCGACGCAGAUGAACUGCCUGAGGGGGAUCCGGAUGACGGGGUCCAGAACAUUCCGGCCCAUGCCCUGGUGGUUGGACACGGAGCCUACAUGCGUGUUGCUGUGCGAUACUUUGUGGAGGAUCUUCACUGUUCUCUGCCUCAGGGUUCAGACAUGACUCACGUGUUCUCCGCCUGUCCAAACACAGGAAUGUGUCGCUUUAUUGUCACUUUGAGUUGCAGUGAGGAAAACCAUCCUCUGUCUGCUAUUAGAUGUGUCUUUAUAAACAGGAAAGAUCACUUGAACUGUGUGGAGAGGUAA
Messenger RNA from Chanos chanos (milkfish), 777 nucleotides. It is a transcript of the gene tigara, whose product is annotated as TP53 induced glycolysis regulatory phosphatase a. The transcript is spliced from 6 exons. Gene Ontology annotation, cellular component: cytosol. The record is from RefSeq and is a predicted model, not a curated record. NCBI's taxonomy places the organism in Eukaryota, Metazoa, Chordata, Actinopteri, Gonorynchiformes, Chanidae. Gene Ontology annotation, molecular function: fructose-2,6-bisphosphate 2-phosphatase activity. Gene Ontology annotation, biological process: regulation of pentose-phosphate shunt; negative regulation of glycolytic process. Bases 1 to 777 code for a protein of 258 amino acids.